Cuscuta campestris is the source of this 1769-nucleotide messenger RNA. NCBI's taxonomy places the organism in Eukaryota, Viridiplantae, Streptophyta, Magnoliopsida, Solanales, Convolvulaceae. The record is from the annotation of a GenBank genome assembly.
AUCACCUACCAAUCUUGGGCCGGCCUUCUCUAGCACCGAGACCUAAGCAUCGUCCACCUCACAACGACCAGCUUAGAGCCAGAGAUCCAUGGCAGGAUCAAACCCGUAGAGGAUGCAAAAUCAGAACCAAGGGAAAAACCAUCAGCAAGGACGUACAUCUGCAUGCACGUAUGCCAUUGAAGGGCGUACUGAGGAAAACCGUGAUGUCAUUCUAGGGCUGUCCUUUCUCUUACAGAAGGCGGAACAGAGGGAAUUAGUGCAUGGUAUUCAAGUGUCAAGUGGUGCUCCUCUCAUCAAUCACCUGCUCUUUGCCGAUGAUAGUCUCAUUCUCUUCAAAGCCACAAUGGAGGAAGCAGGAGUGGUGCUUUGGAUCCUCUCGGAGUAUGAGCGUCUUUCAGGCCAGAAUAUCCGGAUGUUCAAUGUUGCUAUGUUGGGUAAACAAGGCUGGCGCUUCCUGACCAACCCCAGCUCGCUUGUUGCAAGAGUUUUCAAGGCUAGGUACUUUCCUAAUAACUCUUUUUUGGAGGCCGAGUUGGGGAUACGACCCAGUUACUGUUGGAAAAGCAUUCUUUCAGCCCAGGAUGUUCUACGCGGCGGUAUCCGACGUCGUAUCUGUGAUGGACAGGAAACACAUCUUUGGGGUACUCCCUGGCUCCUUGAAGAAGUUAAUCCUUACCCAAGCAUGGCCAGACGUGUGGAGAAUGAAGACCCCUUAGUGGCUGACUUUAUUGACUUUGAUUUGCACUCUUGGAAUAUAGCAAAGCUGGAACAAUACUUUGAGGCCGAUGAAGUGCUGCAAAUUCGCAGGGUCCCUGUCAAUACUAGAAGCUGUGAUGGAUGGUUCUGGCUCGGGGACUUCCGCAGGGCUUAUACGGUGAAAAAUUCAGUUUGGAGGCUCAUGGGCAAAGGAGGGAAUAGAGCCUCAUUAAUCUCUUUCCAGAAUUGGUUCCAAGAUCGGUGCCAGAACGACACUCUGAUGGAGCUGCGUACCAUUGCUUGGACUUGUUGGGAAAUUUGGAAAGCGCAAAACAUAGCCACUUGGGAUCAUAAGACACUGCUUCUAGGAGAGCUUAAGAAAUUGGUGCUGUCCAUGGAAGCUCAAUGGUCGAACAAGGCUGAUGCGGAGCGGGAACAUACUUCACAGCGGCACGAUGUUAGUUUGCGGGCAGAGGCACACAGGUGUUUCUUUGAUGCUGCGACAUCAGGUUUGGAGGAUUCCUUCUCUUUCGGUUGUGUCCUUUUUUAUCCAGGGGGCGUAUAUGUGGCAGCGGCAAAUGGAAGAAAACUUGGGCCUCUAGAUCCUCUUUUGGCGGAAGCUCUUGUUUGCAAAGAAAACGUUGGCUUGGUUGAGGACUCGAGGUAUUCGCAACGUUGAGAUUUUUUAUGACUAGACACAAGUUUGUUUCCAAAAGAUGUGAAAGUUAAUUGACAUUGCUUUGGCUAAUAGGCAUUCUGGUUUAGUAUAACCAUUCCCCCGGCCAUGAUGAAGGCUUAUGUACAACUUCUGGAAGGUCAAUUUAUUGAAACCAAUUUACAGGUGAAAUGAUUAGGAACGUAACUACAUGAAAUGGAUAUGUACAAAGGAUAUAGUUCCUGAUCAGAUGAGAUGAUAAUGAUGUGCCCCUUUCACUCAGAUUUAUGUUCUUCCUUUCUAUGCAAUAAGUAGAGGGUUCCCCUUUCAUUCACUGAUGUCAAAGUACUUUGGAUCAGAUGGAUACUGAUAUUCCACGUGUAACUGCAAAAAAAAAGAAAAAAAACUAUCUCAAUUA